AUGGAAAAAUUCAAACGAUACACCGAUGAAGCCACAGGAGUUAAUCCAUUUGUUCCCUAUCGCAAGAAACUAUCGGAUUCAACUCCAGCUGUACAGAAAUUUCUUUUGAAUCCUCUCAGAGUGGUUUUUCUCUCUCCAAUUCUCUUUUUAUUUAAAUUCAUAUUAAUUCUAAUUUUUCUAUUGCCAUACAUUGCCGUUCAAUAUAUUUCAAUCAUCAUUCCUAUUUAUACCAUCAAGAGGCUAUUACAUCGAUACUCUAGUAUUUUGUGUUGUGGAGCUUCUUUAUUUACAUUAUUAGGAUUUAGUACCAUCAAAUCUAAACAUGUUGAUUUGGAAGGAAAAGAAAAGACGAAUCAUUCUACCACACUCAAUCAUGGAGAUUUAAUUAUUUGCAAUUAUGUUUCAUUCAUUGAAUUAUUCUAUUUGAAUUACAAAUACUCUCCCACAUUUGCAAUGAUUGUAAAGAGUAGUAUUGAGAAUGGAGAAAGUAAUUAUGGUGUUCGACCUUGUGGAUUCUUUUCUGCUUUAAGCUAUACCUUCUUUGGCCAAUUCAGUGAAACUCAAACCUAUUCUGAUUGUAAAUCAUUGCCUGAGAUUGUAAAACAAGCAAAAGAUUACAAACAAGGGCCUGUUGUUAUUUUUCCAGAAGCUGUAACAUCCAACGGAAGAUCUGUAUUGAAAUUCCAAAAUCAUGUAUUCCAAGAUAUGGAACAAGUAUUGAGAGAAAAUAAGAACUAUCAAGUACGAGUGAUUGGAUUUAAAUAUUCAUAUGAAGAAUACAGCCCUGCCUACCAUCUUGGAAAUUUUUGGUCACACCUCUAUAAGGUGUUAACUCAAUUUUACAACACUUUAAAUGUAGCUCACAUCUAUCUCAAUGCAGAUGACAUGAAAACUCUUGAACAAAAUUUUUCUGUCACUGCCAUUAAAAAGCUUGUACUGCCAAAAGUGUUGGGUAUUGUGUCAGUGAACUCAUCUCCUCGAGAAAGAGAAAAGUUCUUGAAAGAGUGGAACAAGAGCGAAAAACAUGAUUAA
Naegleria fowleri is the source of this 1032-nucleotide messenger RNA. RefSeq lists its product as uncharacterized. The transcript is spliced from 2 exons. The record is from RefSeq and is a predicted model, not a curated record. NCBI's taxonomy places the organism in Eukaryota, Heterolobosea, Eutetramitea, Acrasida, Naegleriidae. Bases 1 to 1032 code for a protein of 343 amino acids.